UGAGAACAAACUCAACAGUUGGUUACCAUCCCGAGUCAUUUUCUCUUUACUCAUUUACAACAUGUUAGAAAUCCAAAUCUUAAAAAUUCAGAUCUCUUAAAAAUCUAGACAAAAGAAGUUCAGCCUACCUCACAUUUGAACUUGAACCUUGUACUUUACUUUUGCAUUUGAGCCUACACCUGAAAUGUUUGUUCCAACGAUUAAUAAUAUAUGUAAAAUUCAUGGCUAUUUUUGAAAGUUACUAAGUCAUGUCUAAAUCUUGGAAAACACUUACACCCCGCUCCCGAGUUGUAGCAAACAAAAGAAAGAGAAGAGAAAAGAAAUAAGGAGAGAAAAGACGAGAAAAGAAAAAAAAAAUUCUCUUUUGUGCUUCCAAGUUGGAGAGAAAUAAAAGGAAAAUUAAACAUUUUGUUCUUUCUUUCCGAAUCCUCCCAAAUCGGAAGGAAAGUUAGGAGGGAAAAUGAUCAUUCCAUUUUCUUCCACUUCCUUCCUUUAAUGAAACUCGGGAGCAUGAUUCUCUCUUGUUUUCCUCUCAUUUCCUCCCGUUUCCUUUCUUAUUCUCUCCUUUAUACCUAUGGCACUUUAAAUCAAGUAAUAGAAAAGGGGAAAUCCCUUGUAGUUCCCGCCAAACAAAACGACGUCAUAUACGUUCGAGAUCCACUUUGCCUGCAAAAAAAACAAACGCAUAUCGAAAGCCAACCUCUGUCUCAUUGCGAUCAACUGAACGAAGAAAUCGAAGUUCAUUUCUCCAAGAUUCUCAUCUAAAUGGCACAAAAUCGGGAUUCGGAUCAUUGCAUAGGAUAUCCAUUGUACCUAAAAUCGCCAUGGAAACAUCUCCUCCCGCAUCAAAAUUCCGAUUCAGAGAUCACGGUGAUGAUAUGGAGAACGGAGAAUCUGUCGUCGAUGAUACAAGUUCUGAACCGUCUUCAGUCACCAGCGAUGAAGACUCCGACAUCGAGUCUGAUGAGCUUGCAUCAAUGACCGCCAAGGGGAUCAAUCAUCUAUGUUUAGAACUCAUAGAGUUGAAGCAAGCAUCAGAAGUUGAUUUCCAAGAUAACAUAAUCUCCAAUUACUUAUCCUUCAUCAGGGUUUUUAGAGAAACAAAAGGUAUAAACAAUGAGGUGAUGCAGUUGAAGUAUCAUCUGAUGUCCCAAAAACAGCUUGUUCAGAAUCUGAUGGAUGGUGCUUAUCUAAAGGCUGUAUCAGAUGAUCCAAUGGACACAGUCCUUGAGGAACACCCACUUGAUGAUCAAAACCCAACUACUUUUUUCAAGACUUGUGCUGAUGAGGUAUUAGAAACCCUAGACAACCUUCUGUUUGAGCAUAGAUUAGAAGAAGCAUUGGGGAUUUUUGAGAUAGAAGAUGGAAAUUCUCCAAAAGUGAAAUUACAAGAGGAUGUUUCACCAGAUGUCUGGAUGUGCUAUAAAUCUGACAUGGCUGAAAGGAGGGUGAAGCUUGCAGAUAAGCUAACACUGGUGGCUGACAACACAAGAAUCUCUGCUGCAGAACUGCAAAAAUCAUUAGUUGGACUUUCCCGACUUGGUUUUGAUCAUCUUGCAACUCGUUUACUUUUCAAAUAUUACCAUACUCGCAUCACAUCUGGUGUAAACAAUUUGCAAUCUUCAGCAAGAUUUCUACCUGGGAUUCACAUUCAUGAUCUAGCAAAAUACGUAUUUUCCAUGAUGUAUCAAGCAGCAAGGAGUUUUGUUAUGCUACAUGGAGAAGCUUCAACUUAUGAUUCAGAACUUAUGAAAUGGGCAUGCGAGGAAACAGAAGCUUUUGCUUCUUGCUUCAAUACACAUGUUAGAUUGAUUUCACAUACUGGUGACGGGUUGUCAAUGGUGGUCAACUCUUUACAUUCUGCCAUGUCAUAUUGCUCUAUGUUAGAAAGCCAAAAGUUAGUGUUACAACCAUGUUUGAUCGAACACAUCCUUCCUUGUAUAGAAGGUUUUUUGAAGACUCAUUUUGAUCAUUUCAAGAAAGUCAUCAGCAUCUUCACAUCUAAUGAUGAUUGGGUUAUGGGAAGAUAUCUGGUAUCAGGAAUGUUGACAGAAGACGACUCUUCAUUGGCUGAGUAUUGCUUACUCACCAACAGUGGCAGAAAGUUCAUGUCACUGCUACAGACAGCUAUCGAAGAUGUUUCAUCUUUGGUUUCUAUUUUGGGAAGUUCAAUUCUUGAAGAGCUCAUGAACUUGUUUACAGAGUAUGUUUUCCUCCUUCAAACAGCACUCACCCAUGAAACAAACCAUGUUGUAUCAAGAAUCCAAAAGGCAGAAUCAUUGUCACAAAAAGUUUCAGUAUUUGCCAAUUUAUCAACACUCGAGGAAUUCUUCUUCAUUGUGAUCAGAAACUUAUUCACAAACGCAAACGAUUUAAAGAUUGUAAUUGAAAGUCACAUGGAAUCAGUUGCAGGCACUUUCAAUAGACUGAGAACUGAAUUUUGUAAGCAGUUUAUACAUGACAUAAUGUCUAAUGAAGCUUCUUGCAUUAGGGAGCAUAGUGAUAUCAAGUUGUUGCAUGAUCUAAUGCCUUCUCUUCCUUAUCAGAUAUUGUUUCUGGAACUAAGGAAAGUAGAAGAACUUGCUGAAGAGAAUGUGGUUGAAUUUGAUUGGUUGGUGAGGUUACUGAUAGAGCUCAUUGAAGCCACAUUCGAUUGGAUUUCCAGAAAUCAUGAAAUCUGGAUGACUAACAAGGAGGAUACAACUGUUGAUGAAUCUGAUAGAUUAACUCAGUUUGCGAUUGACAUGCAAUUUGUGGUUGAAAUCGCAAGGCGUGGAGGAUACUUAACCACAAAUAUGAUGAAUUCUUCAAAAGAUGGUGUAUUAGAGAUGGAAUCAGCCAUUGUUUCUGGUGGAUUUGAUAUAAACAGAUACGUGGUUGAUUAUGAGAAGGUAGCCAAGUCUGCCAUGGAAGCUAUCGAAGAGCUUGAAGCACUUGAAGAAGAAAAAUGGAAGUCGGAUGAAGGGAGUGAAGAAUACCAAUCAUAUUUUUCAAGCGACUCGAUUGAAGAUGAUGAUGAUGAUGAUGACAAUGAAAGGUUUAAAGAAGUUUACUUGGAACCUCAACCAACAGAGAUGUCAGAUGAUGUUUGUGUUGAAGAGGAGGAGGGUGUUAGUGUUGUGAAUGUGGAGAUAAAAGAGGUUGUUAGUUUAACAACUUCUGAUGAGUUGUUGCAGCUCAAGAAGAUAAGAAGGGUUAGCAAAGUGGUUCUUCAAAACCAAGAAUGAAGACUCCAAUUUAGCAAAAACUUAACACAAGUUUCGUAGUAUUAAUAUUAACAUAUAAAUAUAAUCAUAUAUGUUCAAAGGAAAACCAACCAUGUGCGAAAUGAAAACUCUAUUCCAAAUGUGAGGAAUUUGUCAAAAAUUGAAUAUUAUUUUUUUUGCAAUAAAAUGAAUAUUUUCGUAUG
Molecule: messenger RNA, 3409 nt
Organism: Lactuca sativa (garden lettuce)
Lineage: Eukaryota; Viridiplantae; Streptophyta; Magnoliopsida; Asterales; Asteraceae
Product: exocyst complex component EXO84B
Biological process (GO): exocytosis; Golgi to plasma membrane transport; intracellular protein localization
Cellular component (GO): exocyst
Source: RefSeq, a predicted model, not a curated record